Ceratosolen solmsi marchali is the source of this 2742-nucleotide messenger RNA. It is a transcript of the gene bur, whose product is annotated as GMP synthase burgundy. The transcript has 9 exons. Gene Ontology annotation, molecular function: ATP binding; GMP synthase (glutamine-hydrolyzing) activity; GMP synthase activity. NCBI's taxonomy places the organism in Eukaryota, Metazoa, Arthropoda, Insecta, Hymenoptera, Agaonidae. The record is from RefSeq and is a predicted model, not a curated record. Bases 233 to 2440 code for a protein of 735 amino acids. Gene Ontology annotation, biological process: GMP biosynthetic process. Gene Ontology annotation, cellular component: cytosol.
CGCUAUCGCUAUGUGUGGCAAUUUCGCGAACGAAUGGCUGCUUCUCUUAAGACUUGACCCAACAGCGGUUUAGUGCGCGUAGCGCGUUUUCUUUUUUCCACCGUUAAUUUCGUGUGUUGAAUAAUCAGCUUAAAUAUUUACUUGUUGACAUCUUCUUGUUCUGAUAUUCCCGCUUUAUUUUAGUGUAACAGAUUAAAGCUGCAAAUUAUAUAUUAUCAGUGCUGGCCACUUAAUGUAUAAAAUGGAACAAGUCGAUGAUGGUUCUUACCAUUAUGCAGAUCGAAACAAUGGUGCAGAUGAUGCUAUUAUGAGUUUGGUUGGAGCUGAUGAAAGAGUAGCAAUCUUAGAUGCUGGUGCUCAAUAUGGAAAAGUUAUAGAUCGCAAAGUUCGCGAACUUAAUGUUCAUAGUGAAAUUUUACCACUUGACACACCAGCUUUCACCCUUAAAGAAAAAGGAUACAAGGCCAUUAUUAUUUCUGGUGGACCAAGUUCUGUAUAUGCAGAAGAUGCACCAAGGUAUGAUGCAGAUAUCUUUCGAAUAGGUAUUCCUGUUUUAGGAAUAUGCUAUGGUAUGCAAAUGAUGAAUAAAGAAUUUGGUGGAACAGUAAUUAGAAAGGAAGGUCGAGAAGAUGGACAAUUUUCCAUUGAAGUGGAUAGCAAGUCCCUUUUAUUUAAAGGUUUGCAAAAAGAUCAAACAGUCCUACUGACUCAUGGUGAUAGUGUAGAUAGAGUAGCUGAAUGUUUUCGUACAACAGCAAGAUCAUCAAAUUUUGUUGCUGCUAUUGCAAGUGAUAAAUUGAAUUUGUAUGGUGUACAAUUUCAUCCAGAGGUAGAUUUAACGAGCAAUGGUAAAACUAUGUUGCACAAUUUUCUUUUUGGUGUAGCUGGCCUUACUGGCAAUUAUACUCUUCGAGAUCGAGAAACACAGUGUAUUCAAUACAUAAGUGAAACUGUUGGUAACAAUAAAGUUUUGUUGCUAGUCAGUGGUGGUGUAGAUUCAACAGUUUGUGCAGCAUUACUUCAUAAAGCUUUGAACAAGGAUCAAGUUAUAGCUGUACAUAUCAAUAAUGGAUUUAUGCGAAAAGGUGAAACUCCAUUAGUUGAACAAAGCCUUGCCCAAAUCGGAAUAAAAUUGAGAGUAAUCAAUGCUACUCAUACUUUUCUUCACGGUACAACUAUAGCAUCUAAUAUGGGAAGCAUUAAUGAUAACUCAAAUACUGGUUCUAAUGAAUCUCAACAAAAUUCAUCUACAAUGUUUUAUGUAGUAGUUAAUAAAACUACUCGAGAGGUUAAUAUUUUCCCCAAACCAAAACUUACAAAAAUGCUUUGUACGACCACAAAUCCAGAAGAAAAACGUAAGAUUAUCGGUGAUGUUUUCGUACAUGUAGCUAAUGAAGCAAUGGCAGAAAUGGGUCUAAGGCCUGAAGAAGUUUUUCUUGGGCAGGGAACCCUUAGGCCUGACCUCAUUGAAAGUGCAAGUGCUUUAGCUAGUAGUAAAGCUGAUGCAAUAAAAACACAUCAUAAUGAUAGUGAAUUAGUAAGAGAGCUUCGUGCUAAGGGUCGAGUAGUAGAACCUCUUAAGGAUUUCCAUAAGGACGAAGUUAGACAACUGGGUUGCGAUCUUGGGCUUCCAGCGUCUCUAGUAGCUAGACAUCCUUUUCCAGGUCCAGGUUUAGCUAUUCGUAUAAUUUGUGCAGAAGAAGCAUAUAUGGAUAAAGAUUUUUCAGAAACACGAGUUCUUGUUAAAAUAAUAGCAGAGUACGAGCAAAUGCUUCAAAAGAAACAUGCUCUUCUAAAUCGAAUAGAAGGGUCAGCAAGUGAAACUGAUCGUCUUCGUUUGCGAAGAAUUUCAAGUCAACUUCAUCUUACGGCUACUUUGUUACCAAUUCGCAGCGUUGGUGUCCAGGGUGAUCAACGUAGUUACAGUUACAUAGUAGGCCUUUCAAGUGAUAAUAACGUUUCAGAGUUAGCUGAAUGGCAAGAUUUAAUAUUUCUUGCGAGGUUGAUCCCUCGCAUUUGUCAUAAUGUGAAUAGAGUAUGUUAUGUUUUUGGAAAUAAAGUUCAACAUCCAGUAAUGGAUGUUACACCAACACAUCUUACUGCAAACGUUAUAGCAACACUUAGGCAAGCUGAUCAUUUAGCCAAUCAGGUAUUGUCAACCAAUGGUUGUAUGGAGUCCAUAAGUCAAAUGCCAGUGGUACUCAUUCCAAUUCAUUUUGAUAGAGAUUAUGCAUCUCGAGCACCACCUUGUCAACGAUCUGUUGUUUUAAGGCCGUUUUGCUCACAAGAUUUUAUGACUGGUACACCAGCAAUUCCUGGACAUGAAUUACCAAUGCAUGUGAUUAAGAAAAUGGUGGGUGAAAUUUCAUUAGUACCAGGUAUUUCACGUGUUUUAUAUGAUUUAACGUCUAAACCACCUGGUACAACCGAAUGGGAGUAGUGAAUAUGCAUUAAUUGCUUCUCACUAUUCAUUUUUACUGUUUUCCUUAAUUGAUUACGCGUGAGCGUAAAAGAAAAAAAAACAGAUUGUAAAAUAUCGCCAAAAAAUAUUUAACAGUCAAAAUAAUGGCGAACCGUGGAGUUACUGUGGUCACACUACACAUCGUAAAAACUACUUAUUAUGCAACAUGCAUUUGUAAUUAGACAAAUCAAGUGCAACAAAUAUGCCAGAAAUUAACUAUGCUCGAACGUUAUAAAAUCAUAUGGAAAUAAUAAGAAUGAGCUGAUUCUAAGCAAUUAAAU